This is a messenger RNA of Zychaea mexicana, 1757 nucleotides long. RefSeq lists its product as uncharacterized. The record is from RefSeq and is a predicted model, not a curated record. NCBI's taxonomy places the organism in Eukaryota, Fungi, Mucoromycota, Mucoromycetes, Mucorales, Lichtheimiaceae. The transcript is spliced from 3 exons. Bases 252 to 1751 code for a protein of 499 amino acids.
GCUUUUUAUUUUCUUUCUUCGCGCUCUCUCACCCGGACCACUUCCCGGCCCUUCCUUUCAUUAACCCUUUAGCUUCUAUCUCUGUGGCAAGCUAAUACCCAACCCCUUCCAUUUCCCUUUUGUACCUUUUUUUUUAUUCGGUUCCUUGUGAAUUUCGACAGCCCGGUGCUGAGUGAUAUCUAAACAAGAAAAAGAAAAGAACGACGACGAAAUCAACACACACACACUCCUACUACUAUUACUAUCGCACGAUGUACUUUAAAUCUUUGUCCGUGACAGCUAUCAGCUUGCUUGCAUCUUUGCAAUUGUCUGGCGUUGACGCCUUUCCAUCCUUUGGCUUAAAGAACAACCUUGCUGUUGUCCAUGGCGGCCAGCAACAAACCAGCACUCUCAGCGCCAAUUACGUCUCCGUCUUUGCUCGCGACAACGAACCCGACGUUGAUUUCGAAUUGGUUCCUAUGGACGUGAAGAAUAAGGUCGUCUCGCUUCGUAAGCGUGGUCUUUCUGGAUGUACCAUUACUCACACGGCCAUCAAGGGUGAGACCUGUACUCAGAUCUCCAAGGACUACGGUAUUCCUCGCAGCCAGUACUUGGCAUUGAACCCUUCGAUCAACUCGGGCUGUACCAACAUGUGGGCUGGCGAAACCUACUGUGUUUCCAAGGAGGAGAAGGAGCACAAGCCCAAGCCCAAGCCCAAGCCCGAGCCCAAGGAAAAAGAAGAAAAGUCCAAGGAAGAGUCCAAGGAAGAGCCCAAGGAAGAGAAGAAGGAAUCCUCCAGCUCUUGCGAAUUCAAGCACACCGUUACCUCGAGCGAUACCUGCACCUCUGUCAUUAAGCAGUACGGCGUUGACCGUGAUGCCUACUUGAGCGCCAACCCCUCCAUCAACAGCGCCUGCACCAACAUGAUUACUGGCAAGGAAGUCUGCAUUCCCGGCGGUGGCUACUCUGGCUCCUCCUCUUCUGACUCUUCUUCUUCUUCUGAAGCCGAGAAAUCCGAACCAAAGGAAGACGAAAAGAUCUCGCAAAAGACCACCCAUCUUGCCGCCAAGACCAAGGGCGACAGUGACGACGACAAGGAAGAAGAAGAUAACUCUGGCAGCGACGGCUGGUCAUCCACCGAAAAGCCUGCUGAAGAUACCUCCUCCGAUGACGACAACGACGACGACGACUCCUCUUCUUCUUCUAGCUCGACCGAAAAGCGUAAGCAGAUCUCCAGCGGUGUCCCCAUGACCUACUACUGGAUUGCCCAACCCCAAGACUACGACUUGGGCGGCCGUCAGGUAUCGAUCAAGACCUGUGAAGGCAAGACGCUUGGCAAGACCUCUGUUGAAUAUGCCGAUGCCCUCGUCAUGGAAGGCACUGGUGAGCUGGACAACAAGGUUGUCAACCUCGGUGCCUGCUCGUGCAGCAACUACAACUGCUUCAUGGAAGUCGACAAGAGCGAGGAUCCCUAUGGCUUGACCUCGUACGGCUCUGCUCUCCGUCCCUUCAUUACUGCUGCUGCUAACGACAUUCCCCAGGGUUCCAAGAUCUAUGUGCCUCAAUUGGACGGCUGGGAACUUCCUGGCACCGGUGGCAAGAAGCACAAUGGCUGUCUCCUUGUCGACGACCGUGGAUGGUCCUUCUCUGGUAAGCACAUUGACUUUUACGUCUACACCAUGAGCAACUACCAGUCCUUGAACAGCGAACAUGGUGUCAGCGAUGUUGAUGUCUAUGAAGGUGGUGGCUGUAAGCUCAUCAACUACAUGUAAUUUUCU